Messenger RNA from Quercus lobata, 1114 nucleotides. RefSeq names its product pathogenesis-related genes transcriptional activator PTI5-like. Gene Ontology annotation, molecular function: DNA-binding transcription factor activity; DNA binding. The record is from RefSeq and is a predicted model, not a curated record. Gene Ontology annotation, biological process: ethylene-activated signaling pathway; regulation of DNA-templated transcription. The transcript has a single exon. The coding region runs from base 200 to 730 and encodes 176 amino acids. NCBI's taxonomy places the organism in Eukaryota, Viridiplantae, Streptophyta, Magnoliopsida, Fagales, Fagaceae.
CUCUCUUUGGUUCCCAUCACCUUCGUAUUUCCACAAUAUAGAAUUCAUUGUCCCCACAAUUUGCCUAUCAUGUUCCAAAGUUAAAUACAAGUCUUCAGCGACCUAACACAAUCUUCAGUCUUCAAAAUCUCCACACACCAAAAAAGAAAAAAAAAGAAAAAAACCCUCUUUGGAGUAGAAGAAAAAUAAAGAGGAAGCCAUGGUUUUAGCCUCCCAAAAUGAACUACCAUUCAAUGAGAAUGACUCACAAGACAUGACUUUAUACCAUGUUCUAAAUGAAGCCAAUCAAACCAUGGCUCUCAACACUUCUUUUGUACCCCAAAGACACCAAAUCAAUACCUCAAGCAGCCUAGAACCAGCCCGGAACAUUGGCAAGAAACACUAUAGAGGCGUGAGGCGUAGGCCAUGGGGGAAAUACGCGGCGGAGAUUCGUGAUUCAGCACGACACGGUGCCCGUAUAUGGCUAGGCACAUUCACAACCGCGGAAGAGGCUGCCUUGGCUUAUGAUAAGGCUGCUUUUAGGAUGCGUGGUGCUAAGGCUCUCCUUAAUUUUCCAGCUGAAGUGGUGGCUGCUUCUUCUGUUCAAAGAUUUAAUCCAAACUCAAGCAUGGUGAGCUCAACUAGGCAUGAUUCAGAAUCAAGUGGUAGUUCUAGCACACAUUCCAUUGGGAAUUCAAGGUUAGAAUCUGAAAGUAGCUGUAGCACAGCUGGGGAGGCCGGAGGGGUUUGACAACCUAGAAAAAUAGGAGCUUGGUCAAUUAUUUAUUAUGUCUAGCAUACAUAGGGACAUCAAAUUUCAUGUAAUACUAGGAUGUAGGUGUGUGUGUGAAGGUUUUUUCAUUUUGUUUUGUCAGUGUCCUUAAUUUGACGGGUCCUUGCUUGUGUAUAUAAAAGAGGUCUAGUUGCUCAUAAAAAAAAAAAACCAAAAAAAAAAAAAAAAAAAAAAAAAAAAAAAACAAAAAAAAAAAAAAAAAAAAAAACCAAAAAAAAGAGGUCUAGUUACGAAGUUUGUGUUGCUUAUUUCCUUUGCAAAUGGUGAGAAAUGCUCGAAUCUACCUGAAAUGUACAUCUCAUUCAUUUUAAUGUAAUAAGAAGGCCAGUAAGGCCACAGAAA